This is a messenger RNA of Prinia subflava (tawny-flanked prinia), 3469 nucleotides long. RefSeq lists its product as uncharacterized. Gene Ontology annotation, biological process: signal transduction. The transcript is spliced from 7 exons. Bases 1 to 1401 code for a protein of 466 amino acids. The record is from RefSeq and is a predicted model, not a curated record. Lineage: Eukaryota; Metazoa; Chordata; Aves; Passeriformes; Cisticolidae.
AUGGCAGUAGUGGGCUUCUUAAACAAAGAGACUGAAAUCUGUGUUAGCAGUGGCUCCCAGUUCCUGCAGUGUGAUUGCAACUGUGGCUCUAGAAAUGGCAUGGAGAAAGAAAGUUACUUGAAAGAACUCCUUAAAGAGCUGCCUGAUGCUCAUUACUGCCUACUGAAGUACCUGUGCCAGUUCCUGAUAAAGGUUGCUGAACAUCGCAUAGACAACAGCAUGAAUCUUUGCAAUCUUGCCACUGUAUUUGGACUAAACGGUUUUCAGGGCUGGGUAUCAGAGGAGCUGCUGCCCUUAUCCUGUCCUUUGGUUGGCAUGCACCUGCCGGGGCUGGCUUCGGAGUGCGCCUUGUCCCGGUGCUUGGGCUGGCUCGGGGCGACCCCCAGUGGUUCUUUAGAGGCACCGCGGCAAAGCGUCUGGCGCCCACCGUGCGGGGCGACGGACGGACCCCCCCCCCCCACGGACGGAGUUAGCGGGGCUCGGACUAGGAGCCGACCCCCCGAAAAGAACUCCUGGCCGUCACGCAGCCUCGGCGUGAGCUGCCUCUUCAGAGGGCGUGCUCCCCGAGGACGGGAAGGCAGCGCCCUGUAUUGCACUCAUACACGGCAGAGGAACCCCCGAAGACCGGCUUUUCGCACCCGCGCCGGGUUUGGCCAUCCUCAGCCUUCUGUCAGACCCUCCACGCACUCUCCAGAGUAUGCUACAAGUCUGUCAAGUGAAGGUCCCGUUCCUCGCGCAGCAGAGUCACCCUGCUCCUGCUCCACCUACUAUUCCCGUGAGGACCGUGCGUGUGGCAGAGCAUCCCAACCAACGAACUCAGGCACAAAACUACCCAGCUCGGCGCGGAAGCUGUUUCCUCUGCAAGGAAGAGGGACAUUUCGCGCACGAGUGUCCAAAGAAGCCGAGAGGGAAGAGGAACGCUACACCACCGGGAACGCCACAGCCUUCCUGCAACGAACCAAAAAACUAAAGGGGGAGCACAGGUCCACCCGGCGUGAAGACCCCAACAGGGUGGACCACAGAGGGGGAGAUGUUUUUGGGGGUCGUUGGACUGACACAAAUAUACCGGACUGGACACUUUUGAAUCCUGCUCGAGACUCAGCCGAACCUGUUUUAACCACUUCUUCUCUCUUCAAACCUUACAGGUUACACCUCACUAGGAGCCUCCACCUACGGGACAGGGAUUGGCAUCAGGUCACCUUAAAUCCAAAGGAGCUGAAAGACUGGCCACUGGCGAAGGAAGGGUUCGAGCCGCAAGAAGACAAGAUUCAAAAGAUGCCGCCUUGGAAGUACCUGGGCCUGGAAAUCGGAAAGAGGACCAUUGUUCCUCAGAAAGUGGACAUUCGGACAGACGUCCGGACCCUUGCCGAUGCCCAUCAGCUCUGCGGUGCUUUGAAUUAGUUUGUUUUGUAGGUCCUACCCAUCCCAAGCCAACAUGCAGACCAUCCACCUCAUCAUCGUGAUCACCAGCCUCCUGACAACCAGUCAAGCCUGGCUUGUGCCACAGCCCGAUGCAAAUGUGUGGACCACGCUGGCGCGGUCCUUAGGCCAGGAUCACAUCUGCCUAAACCAGGCCAGUGCCUCGGACCCGAUCUCCUCCUGCCUCGUGGGGAUCCCUUUUCAAAAACAUGAAUUGCCCGAAAGACUACUCUAUUAUGCCCGCCGUCCAAACGGCGAUAAAAUCAGGCCCCGUGUUAGUCCUUUUAUUAGUUGGAGGAAUUUCUUUUUCCGAUUAGAGAAUUCAAAAGAUGAACCCCAGGAGCUGGAACUCCUUGGUUCAGCCAAAACCCGGUUUUGCAUCCACUUCACCAAUGAGGCAAAUGCCCUUAACCCCAAGACAAAAAAUGUGGUUCAGUCAAAUUCCCUAUAUCACGCCAGAUCAUGGUGUCAGGGAAUGGCCAAAGGAGCACUUCCCCCCCAAGUUUACAAUCACCCCAAAAAAUUGCCAAAAGGUGUUUUUUUUGAUUUGCGGGACCCAUGCUUGGGCAGGCAUCCCCUCUCACCUUUCAGGAGGUCCGUGCACCUUAGGGAAAUUGGGACUGUUUUCACCUAACAAAACCCAAAUUAUGGAUUGGAAGCAAAAGAAAAACGGUGCACAUAAAUCGGCUAUUUCUAAAAGAGAUUUGAAGAAUUUGGACCCAAACUGCGAUUCAGAAAUUGUACAUUGGAGUAAGUCUAAAGGAGUCGCAGUUACUAUAUCUGCCCCCUGGGUUUCAAUUGCCAAAAAUAUGGGGGAAUUGGCUCAUCUAGAGUGUUGGGUGGCCAAACAGUCAAAGAUGACUUCCAAGGCCCUAUAUAACUUCCUUCAAGAUGAGGAUUUAACAAGGCAAGCCACCCUCCAAAAUCGGGCGGCCAUAGAUUACCUCUUGCUCCUCCACGGGCAUACCUGUGAGGAGUUCGAGGGUCUAUGUUGUUUUAACUUGUCAAGCCGGGCCAAGGACACCAAGCAGAUCUUGCGGCAGAUGCAAGAUAAGGUCGGGCAGAUAAAAAAGGAAACAUCAGACUGGUUAACUAACAUCUUCAGUGGCUGGGGGCUCUCUGGGUGGUUAGGAUCCAUCUUAAGGACCAUUUUGUUAUUUGUGUUCAUCAUUUUAUUAAUCCUGGUGGCCUUCGGACUAAUUAGAAAAAUGAUGUUUAAAUUGAUUUCCAGUGCCACUUCUUCCCCCUCUCCAGAAGUUAAUUACACAGCGGUUGACCCUGAAGAAAUGGACAUAGAAGGCUCCGAAGGCUAUCCGGAAUCCGAAUACCUUCCUGACCCACCGCAGCCUUUUUCAUCUUAAUUAAAAGAAAAGGGGGAGAUGUGGCAGUGCAUGUUUUUUGAGUUUACUGCUUUAUGUAAGAUUUAGUUGUCUGUAAAGGUUCAGUUCUAUGUACCCCUACCUUCCCCCCCUAAUUAAUAUUCCUUUGUCCCUCUCCUCCAUCACGAGGUGUCUGCACCUGUUCCCUUCGGUUAAUUGUCAGUUAUCUUUCCCGCCUUGAGUUUUCCCCUCCCAGUUAUCUUUAAUUGGUCCGAAGCACCCUUUUCCCCCUCUGUUCUCCCUAGAGACUGUAAACCAUUGGCUGGAGGCGGCAAACCCCACCCCCUUCUCCCCACCUUCUCGGCUCCCCUUAAAACCCUGUGUUGAUUCAAAGUCUGGGUCCAGAAAACGGCUCAGAGUUGAGUUAAUAAACUCUCUGCUGCUCUGUUCGCUGGAUCCUCCUUUCCUUCCUCUGCCUCGCCGCUUUUCCACCCCCUCUCAAGCUCCUACGGGGUGUAGCACCUGCUGGAGCUGACUGUCCCGCGCAGCGCGCGGCUGGCUUCGGAGUGCGCCUUGUCCCAGUGCUUGGGCUGGCUCGGGGCGACCCCCAGUGGUUCUUUAGAGGCACCGCGGCACCCCUGUUCACAAUUUCAGUCUCUGCUGGGCCAGUUUAUAUACAGUUUCUUCAGCUGGACAGGGCAUUGCCUCACACUUCCUUUGUCUUUCCAAUU